AUGUCCACGAGCGCUUGCAACACUGACGUCCGAGGAACAGGAUCGGGGAGUGGUGCAUCUGUGCCCCGUCGACGGCGUGGCUCGGAGAGCAUUCCGGCCUCAAAGCCAUCGUCUAAUGGCACACAGCCCAUCCCCAUCCACCAAAGAGGGUCCCAUCCUCAACAAUUAUAUACCGAUGCAUCGUCUCGUCUUGCAGUUGCUAAUGCGACAUCUUUGAUGAUGAACUCUCCAGCGACGACAGACUCUUCGCACCUUUGUCUUGUUUGCGAUGAUAGCUGCACUUGCGCUCCUACCCCGCUUUCUCAGCUUCAGUCCGCCUCGUCAUCGACGGUCCUCUCCAAAUGCGUUAAGACGCUCUCAAACGUCGAUAAAGAUACUUUACUACAAGCUCUUAAGCAAAUGUCACCGCGAGUCUUCAACUCCAUUACGCAGACGUUAAAAAAGAAAAAGAUCCUGUCAACAGAAGAGUCGGCCACUCCGGUGCAAGAUUGGACGCCUUCUUACGGGGGAUCUUCAGAUUUUCCCUCCACUUCACCUGAAUCUCUGGUUAUCAUUGAUAAUAAUAUCUCGUAUGAUCAUCAGGCUUCAUUUUACAAUCACUUGAAUCUGAUUUCUGCUAAUGCCGCUUCAUCGACUUCGCCUUUGGCAUAUUUUCCUUUAGUAGAGGAGUCUGGCGAGUCUCCCUUAGACGAAGGUCCCAAUGGUGCGAAAAGGACACUCUCUACGUCUCCUGCUGCCCCCGUGUUUGCUGCACUCUCUCCUCCGGUAAAUUAUUUGCUGAUGGAAGAGCUGCUUGAGAUGGAUCAAAUGAUUGAUGACCCUGUGUCUUCAGAAGAAUAUGAACGUGUUUUUUCGCGUAUCCAAUCGGCUUCCUCUACCUUUGGCAGACGGAGAUCCUCAAUUCCGCCUUUGAAAAAGAUCGCAAAAACAGCCGUUUUUCGCAAUCCCAAUGCGGACCCUUUUAUUAAUGGCAAUCCCCUAGCACCUGCCCAUCAUCCAUCAUCACCCAAUGACGAUGUUGUUUAUUAUGAAAAGGUUACGUCGUGGCUCUCACCUUCAGAAACAUCGUCGCUUAUAUCUGCUCUCAAGUUUGAUACUCGCGAUCAAAAUCUCUGUGGACUUGCGGAUGUACCCUUCUGUGAGGCCGUUCAUGUUCCAAAGCCGCCGAACGAAGAAAAGAAGCAAUCCAGUUCGAAUCGGAUACUGUCUGGGCUGUUAAAGGACUUGGCUGGCGUCAGCGUUGCAGAUCAACAAUCCUCAUGUGAUGAGUUCAUUGAGAUCGAAUUUCCUGGCGGUUAUUCUGAUGAUCUGGAAGAUGAUUCUGCCGAUGAUCUCGAAGAUGCUCCAGAUGAUUUGAUGGAAGAUGAUUCCAUCAGCUGGCCUUCUGUGCGGUCAGUGCCUAGGCCGACGACGACGUUCACCGUCGAUCCAAAGUCUUUGAUGGUCAACUAUGCCUCUCUGGAUUUGGACGAAGUCAAUUGUAACUCUGUCACUUCGGAAUCGAUGACGUCUUCUCUUGAUUCCGAUUAUUGCCAAUAUUCCAUCUGCGAUUGUAGCGGAAUAUGUUUCUGCGGUGCCUUUUUAGAAGUCAAGCUGGGGUCUGAUUGUGGAUUGGAGGACGAUAUUGGCUGCAGUGGAGCCGAUCCCCGCGAUGCGCUGUUGAGUGUGUGUUGCGGCGACGAUGUGAUCGUAUAUGAUGAUGUUAUUGCCAUCUAG
Mitosporidium daphniae is the source of this 1716-nucleotide messenger RNA. RefSeq lists its product as uncharacterized. Lineage: Eukaryota; Fungi; Microsporidia. The record is from RefSeq and is a predicted model, not a curated record. The transcript is spliced from 2 exons. The coding region runs from base 1 to 1716 and encodes 571 amino acids.